AGCAAACCGAAGCUCUUUUCAUGCAGCAUACAUUGUACUGGGGGCAACAAACGCGUGUGCUUUGUUGGGUUUGGGUAGAACAAUUGACAUAUUCCUCUAUGUCGUAUGCCUGCACCUGUGAGGAACUCUAAGGAUGGGGAGUUUGUGCCAAGGCGCAUUCUAUUGACCGGCGGAGCUGGCUUCAUCGGGUCCAACGUCCUCAUCCACUUAGUGCAUAAAUAUCCAGAGGUGCGAUUUGUUUGCCUUGAUAACCUCUCGGAAGGUUCCAACCUGGCAAAUCUGCGUUCUGUCACGGGCGCUCGGAACUUCGCGUUCUUGGAGGGUGAUGUCCUGUGCCCAAAGACUGUCCGGGAGACUAUUAUCUCGCACGAGCUGGACACCGUGAUGCAUUUUGCUGCCCAAACUCACGUAGAUCGCUCCUUCGUGAUGCCCGUGAAGUUUAGUGAGGUUAAUGUGCUCGGCACAGCGGUGCUGCUACAGGCCUGUUUGGAGCUUGGUGUGCGUCGAUUUCUCUAUGUAAGCACUGAUGAAGUCUACGGAGAAAACGUCGGCAGCCAUCGCUUCAGUGAAACAGAUCCCUUCAGACCGGGGAACCCCUACAGCGCCUCCAAGGCGGCGGCAGAGUGCUUGGUGCGUGGCUAUAUGGAGUCAUUUGGUCGAGAUCUUCCCAUCGUGGUGGUGCGUCCAAACAACAUCUACGGUCCUCGACAAUACCCAGAAAAGCUGAUUCCCAAGUUCAUCUAUCGCCUCCAGCGGAAGCAAGAGCUGCCAUUGCACGGAGGUGGCAGAGCCAGAAGGUCUUUUUUGUUCGUCGAAGAUGCAGCAGAGGCCUUUGACCUGGUCCUUCGGAAAGGAAGACCCGGAGAGGCCUACAACAUUGGAGCUGGAGCUGGUAGCACCAAGUCUGUGCUGGAGGUGGCAAGGGCAUUAAUGGAGCAUUUCGGCAUCGAUGCCAAACAGGCAGACCAGCACAUGCAGGUGGUAGCUGACAGAGUGAAGAAUGAUGCAUCAUACGAUGUACAUGAUGCCAAGAUCCGAAACUUGGGCUGGAAGCCCCUGGUCACCUUCGAGGAUGGUUUGCGCCGCACAGUGGAGUGGUAUCGUCAAAAUCCUGGUCACUGGACGUCCGUAGACGAUGCAUUGCUGCCGGACAAUAGUGGUAGGCUGCAGAAAGCUGCACUUUGAGCAGUGGGCGUGGAA
Messenger RNA from Durusdinium trenchii, 1200 nucleotides. Lineage: Eukaryota; Dinophyceae; Suessiales; Symbiodiniaceae. The record is from the annotation of a GenBank genome assembly.